Messenger RNA from Asparagus officinalis (garden asparagus), 1446 nucleotides. Its product is annotated as ribonuclease 3-like protein 3. The record is from RefSeq and is a predicted model, not a curated record. Gene Ontology annotation, molecular function: ribonuclease III activity; RNA binding. Gene Ontology annotation, biological process: siRNA processing. Gene Ontology annotation, cellular component: cytoplasm; nucleus. Bases 309 to 1268 code for a protein of 319 amino acids. NCBI's taxonomy places the organism in Eukaryota, Viridiplantae, Streptophyta, Magnoliopsida, Asparagales, Asparagaceae. The transcript is spliced from 4 exons.
AUUUGCUUCUUCACGCUUCUCUAUGCCGCUAUCUCUCCCUCUCUCUCUCUCUCUCUCUCUGACAUCCGACGUCUCAACUGCACAUGUCAAAGAGAGGAGGGGAGAGAGAGAGUUGAAAUUAAUCCUUUAAAUAGAUAAAGUCCAAAGUUACGAACGAAACCAAAACACGUUCAUCUUGUUUUCUUGUACCCCCAAAUGGCAAAGCUCUUUCUUUUUCUUCUCUCAAUGGUCAACAACAACAUAUCCUUCCUCUUUGCUUCUUCAGAAGAAGUUAAACUCGUGAAGAAGAGAUAACUAGAGACGAAAGAAUGGGAGCACACAAACAGUGGUAUAGAAGGGACCUGAGGGACAAUAAGAUGGCUGACGUGCCUGCAAUGGAGAAAGAAGACAUGAAGAAAAUCGAGAAGAUUUUGGGAUAUAAUUUUGAAGACCGGAGUUUGAUAGAAGAGGCACUGACCCACCCCUCUUUCUACUAUCCCUUUAAGCCCGAAAUCACUUAUGAGAGAUUGGAGUUUAUGGGUGAUGCCGUUCUCAAUUGCCUUGUUGGCCGUUGGGUGAUUAACAUGUACCCGGAACUUGCCCCUGGUCCGCUGACUCGCCUUCGUGCUGCUAAUGUUGAUACUGAGAAACUUGCACGUGUGGCUGUUUGCUCUGGUCUAUAUCGCUAUCUUCGGCACCAAGCACCACAGCUAGAUGAGCAGAUUCAAGACUUCAUGGAGGGAAUGAAGGUGUAUCCAAAUCAUUCAAACGGACUUCUCGAUCCUCCUAAAGUCCUUGCUGAUAUUGUAGAAUCUAUCCUAGGUGCCAUUUUUAUGGACAGUAAAAGCUCUUUAGAGACUGUAUGGAAGGCAUUCAAGAGGCUAGCAGAGCCAUUGAUCAAUCUUGAAGUAUUAGGAAAGCAUCCAGUGGCUGAACUACACGAACUUUGCCAGAAAAGGAAGUUGGACUUGAAAUUCGUAAAAGACGGAUGGACCAAAAAUAUGAUUGUCAAGGUGUUGAUCAACGGGAACAUGGUGGGAAGCGCAACUUAUGGAAACAAGAAGGAAAUCGCCAUGAAUCGUGCUGCAAAAGUUGUAUUGGAUAGGAUUGAAGAGGAAACUUUGGACCUAUUAUCAUUAACUUGUGAGCAAAGAACACCUUCAAUUGGUAGGAAUCGUUUGUUUAACUUGCCGGCCCUCUGGAGUUGGAGAACCUCUCGAAGUUUGGUUGUAGGUUCAUUGCUUGCAGCAGUCAUGUUAAGUCUAAUGCUUAUGUUCAGUAACCAUUGACCUGUUCCUUAGUAAUGUAAAUAAAUAUAAGAGGAACUAAAAGGAAUAUGUGGAUGUUUUCUGCCUAUUUCAUUUAGAAACUGGUUAAAGUACUAGUUAGGUAUCAAAAUGCCUGUUCUUUGCUAAUCAUUUAUAUGAACUUGCGGCUAAAGCUCAAUAAUAUAACGAGGGUUCAAUA